GCCAUGUCCGCCAGCUCGAGCGCCUCGGGCGUGCCCGAGCACAUCACGACGCUCCUCGCCGCCGCCGCGCACGCCGAGCGGCCGCUGGUGUCGCUCGAGUUCUUCCCGCCAAAGACGGCGCAGGGCAUGCGCAACCUGCACGCGCGCAUCGCCCGCAUGCGCGCCCAGCUGGCGCCGGCGUGGAUCCAGGUCACCUGGGGCGCGGGAGGAUCGACCAGAGAGAGCAGCCUCGACAUCGCCAACGCCGUGCAGCGCGACGCCCACCCGACGCGCGGCAACGCCUGCCUGCACCUCACCUGCACCAAUGUGGAGAAGGCGAGCCUCGACGACACGCUCGACCAAGCACGCUCGCUCGGCAUCCGCAACCUACUGGCGCUGCGUGGCGAUCCACCUCGCGGUGAGGAGUACUGGGUCGCCUCAGACGCGCGCUUCCAGCACGCCGAGGACCUCGUGCGCUACAUCCGCGAGCGGCACGGCGACUGGUUCUGCGUCGGCCUGGCAGGCUAUCCCGAGGGCCACUGCGACGCCACGACGCCCGACAUCGAGCGCGACAUUGGCUUCCUGCGCGCAAAGCAGGACGCUGGCGCCGACUUUGUCGUCACGCAGCUCUUCUACUGCGUCGAUGCGUUCCUCGACUACCUCAAGCGGUGUCGUGCGGCAGGCAUCACGCUGCCCAUCAUUCCCGGCAUCAUGCCGAUCCAGAACUACCAGAGCUUCCGGCGCAUGAUCAACCUGUGCAGCACGCGCGUGCCCGCCGAGGUCACGGCGGCGCUCGAGCCGAUCCGCUUUGACGACGCAGCAGUCAAGGAGUUUGGCGUGCGCUGGGCCACGCACAUGGUCGGGCGCAUCUUUCUCGAGUCCGACGUGCGCGUCUUCCACUUCUGCACACUCAAUCUAGAGAACUCGGUGCGCUGCGUGGUAGAGAACCUGGGCUGGGUCGAUGCGGAGCAGCAGCAGGCGGCUGCCGCGGCCAACGGUGUGCCGGACAGUCCGACGAUGCAUCGCAACCUCAUGCUCAGCGAACGCACGGCCUCGGACUUCCCCAAGCAGCUCAAGGUGACGACGGCCGACACGCUGCGCCAGACGCUCGAGCGCUCGCAGCUGCUGCGUCCGCCGACGCUCGGCGCGCCGCCGCAGCAGACGACGACGUGGGACGAGUUCCCAAACGGCCGCUACGGUGACUCGCGCAGCCCGGCGUUCGGCGAGCUGGACGGCUACGGCGUCAGCCUCAAGGUGCCGCCGGCGGAUGCGCUGCGCCUGUGGGGCCACCCUGUCACCACGGCGGACAUCGCCGGUCUCUUCACUUCAUACCUCUCCGGCUCGCUCUCGGGCAUCCCGUGGUGCGAUGUGCCGAUCCUCGACGAGACAGCCGCAAUCCGCAGCGAGCUGCUGCACCUCAAUCGCGCGCGCGGCGGCGCCGACGGUGGUCGCGAGUGGUGGACCGUCGGCUCGCAGCCGGCGAUGGACGGCGCCGACAGCGCCGACCCGACGUUUGGCUUUGGUCCGCCCGGCGGCUACAUCUUCCAGAAGGCAUUCGUCGAGUUCUUCGUCGAGACGAAGGACAAGGACGAGCUGCGGCGGCGCAUCGACGAGGAGGAGGGCGGCAAGUGGAUGGGCUUCUUCGCCGGCAACCGGAGGGGCGACUUUGAGACGAACAUGCAGGCGGGCCAGGUGGAUGCAGUGACGUGGGGUGUCUUCCCGGGCAAGGAGAUUGCGCAGUCGACAAUCAUCGAGGAGGAGAGCUUCAAGGCGUGGCGGGACGAGGCGUUUGGCAUCUGGGCCGAGUGGGAGCUGCUCUUCCCGCUGCGCUCGCCCACGCGGCAGUUGCUGCGCAGCAUCGGCGACGAGCGCUGGCUCGUCACGCUCGUGCACCACGACUUCAAGCGGCCGCGCGCGCUGUGGGACUUCCUCGGGUGCCCGCCAGCAUAG
This is a messenger RNA of Tilletiopsis washingtonensis, 1929 nucleotides long. RefSeq names its product methylenetetrahydrofolate reduct. Gene Ontology annotation, cellular component: cytosol. The record is from RefSeq and is a predicted model, not a curated record. Gene Ontology annotation, biological process: tetrahydrofolate interconversion. Gene Ontology annotation, molecular function: FAD binding; methylenetetrahydrofolate reductase [NAD(P)H] activity. The transcript has 9 exons. The annotation marks the transcript as partial. NCBI's taxonomy places the organism in Eukaryota, Fungi, Basidiomycota, Exobasidiomycetes, Entylomatales.